AACGGUUCGUUCGAAAAUACAACAAGGAAGUGAGCGUUUAUUGAAAAAAAUAAGCAUCGGCUAAAACGUCUCUUGCAGCCGGGGGUCGCUUGGCUCGGUCGCUGGGUGUCGGGUGGGCUGAGGGUGGGCUGAGCGUGGGCUGAGGUCACCGUGGACUCGCCCGGGAGCCCGUUUCUGAUCGUCUCGAGGAAUUCAGCUGGUAUCCAGCUAGCUAGCUAGCGAUGAACACGGACGUGGAAUUUCACAUCAGGCAGAAUUAUCCGUGGAACAAACUCCCAGCAAAUGUCAAACAGAGUUUGGGAAACUCUCAGCGCGAGUAUGAGAAACACGUGCUCCUGUACAGCAUCCGCAACCAGCUGCGAUUCCGCAAUAACCUAGUGCGCCACGUGAGGAAGGAUGAGCGCAAAUACUACGAGGAGCUCCUGAAGUACAGCCGAGAACACCUGAUGCUGUACCCCUACCACCUGUCUGACAUCAUGGUCAAAGGGCUGCGAGUCACUCCCUUCUCAUAUUACAUAGGCAUCAUGGAGGAUAUUAUGAACAGUGAGAAGAGUUAUGACUCCUUGCCAAACUUCACUGCUGCUGACUGUCUCAGGCUGCUCGGCAUUGGGAGAAACCAGUACAUUGACCUGAUGAACCAGUGCCGGUCCUCCAAAAAAUUCUUCCGCAGGAAAUCAGCGCGGGACCUGCUACCUGCCAAACCAGUAGAGAUCUCGGUGGAGCCGUGGUGGGUGGCGCAGACGGGAUACAUCACCGAGGACGACAUAAGGAUCUGCUCUCAAGCGGAGAAGAAAGCCAUCGACAAGAUGAUAGACUCUGGACCUCAGCUGGCCGGAUCAAUGGAGUACAACGUGGUCUUAAGCUUGUACAACCGGGGCUUCAUCUACCUGGAUGUUCCCAUAUCUGACGACAGCUGCAUCUCAGUGCCUCCGCUGGAAGGCUUUGUCAUGAACCGCGUCCAGGGCGAUUACUUUGAAACGCUCCUCUACAAAAUCUUUGUGUCUAUUGAUGAGCAGACGAACGUAGCGGAGCUGGCCAACGUGCUGGAGAUUGACUUGGACUUGGUGAAGAAUGCAGUGUCCAUGUACUGCCGCCUCGGCUUCGCUGUGAAGAAAGGUCCGGUGUUCAGCUCAGAGCAGCUCCACCCCACCUGGAAGAACGCCCCAUCUGUCAACAGACUCAAGAGCACCAUGGACCCCCAGAAGAUGCUGCUGUCCUGGGAGCAGGGCAGUCCUGUCAUGGAGGGAGGCUCCUCAGCCACAGACACAGACACCACUAGUCUGGAAGAUCAAGCAGACACAGCCAGUGUCAGCAGUCUGAGCAUCCCCGCCGCACCCACCAAGAGGAUCGCCUUCCUGUUCGACUCCACCCUCACAGCCUUCCUCAUGAUGGGCAACCUGUCUCCGAAUCUGAAGAGCCACGCGGUGACCAUGUUUGAGGUGGGUAAGCUGUCUGACGAGACUCUCGACAGCUUCCUGGCAGAGUUGGAGAAGGUGGAGAGCACAGCCGAGGGCGAGGCCCAGCGUUACUUCGACCACGCUCUCACCCUGAAAAACACCAUUCUCUUCCUGCGCUACAACAAAGAACUGACUCAGGACCAGGGACCCGAUAUUCCAAAUAUAGGUUUCCCACUGGACAUGUUGCGCUGCGAGAGCCUGCUGGGUCUGGACCAGGCCACCUGCAGCCGCGUCCUCAACAAGAACUACAAACUGCUGGUGUCGAUGGCGCCGCUCAGCAACGAGAUCAGACCCAUCAGCAGCUGCACGCCUCAGCACAUUGGCCCAGCCAUCCCCGAGGUGAGCUCCAUCUGGUUCAAGCUCUACAUGUACCACGUGACCGGCCAGGGCCCGCCGUCUCUGCUGCUCUCCAAAGGCUCCAGGCUCCGCAAACUGCCGGACAUUUUCCAGGUCUACGACAGGUUGUUGAUCACCUCCUGGGGUCACGACCCCGGAGUCGUCCCUACGUCCAACGUGCUGACAAUGUUGAACGACGCCCUCACGCACUCUGCUGUUCUCAUACAGGGUCACGGUAUGCAUGGUCAUGGAGAAACUGUUCACAUCCCGUUCCCAUUUGAUGAGGAGGACCUGAAGGGAGAGUUCUCCUACUCCAACAUGUGUGUGCACAAGGCGCUGCAGAAGCUGAAGGGGUUCGUGGACCUGGAGCAUCAGUGUGGCUACAUCACCAUGCUCAACUCCAACAACCGGCACCGCCGCAGGGCCAGCGACAGCACUGAGUGCAGAGAUUUGUCGUCUCCUCAAGGAGACACGCAUCUAGGUGGAGGCCUGGACACCAACGGCAGCACCGAGUCCUUUGAGCUUGUGACAGAAGAGAACAACGGGGAAAGCAAAGUGAAGACAGACAUCUUUUCAUGUGAAGACGAGUGGGUCCCUCUUGAGCUGUGCUUUGGCAUGCCCCUCUUCAGCUCUGAGCUCAACCGCAAAGUGUGUCGAAAGAUCGCCUCGCACAAACUGUUCAGCAGCGAGAGCCUUCAAGAGCUGCUGUACUCCAGCCGAAAGCUGUCGCUCAAGGUGCUGAGCUUCGUUCAGUCAUUCCAGGACGGCAUGCAGCCCGGCGACCUGGACAACGGCGUGUCCAACCCUCUCAGCCAGCCGCCGGCAGAGUCCGGCGUCCCCCUGCCCGCCCUCAACCUCCUCUUCAAGGACGGGCAGCUGAGGGAAUGGAGCGGGCGGGCCCCUCCUCCUCUGGACAUCUCAGCCCUGCAGAAAGACCAGCCCACAUAAACCUGUCAGCCAAAACCCCCACCACCCCCCCCCCCUCCAGAUCUGAUGACAUCGGCGCUCUCGAUGAAACGGACCAUCCUCUUUUUUGCAGCGCCGCGCCUCCCCGAGGAGAUCCCUCUCCGUGGUCCAGCCGUGCUUCUUCAUCUCCGAUCGCAAGGAAAACGCCCGUCACUCAUAAGCAUUCUAUUGUCCGUCAGUAUCAAGUCAAGGAAAAAUAAGCCCUGUCAGCACUUUGUCAUUCACCUACUGUAUGAGGAAUCAUCCUUGCCAACACUAGUACCAACCUCCUUUUUUUUUUUUGCCCCUUCUGUGAUUCCUCGUAUUCGUAGCAAGGCAGUGUUAUCUCUUGGAGUGGUGCUAUUAUCACAAUAUAUAUACAUAUAUGUAUAUUAUAUAACAGAUGCAGGUAAAGAGCAUUGAACCUGGAAGACCGUUUAACUGGAAACGUGCGCUUUCCACCCUCCAGCCCAUGGAUGUUUUGUGAUCCUUCAGAUCAGUGUGUGAAGUGAUUGAUAUUGUAUAGAUGUUCUAAAAAAAAGAAAAGAAAAAAUCACCCCUCAGAAUAAACAUGGAAGUGUUGAACAGAUUUCUUCAGGAAUCAUUUGACGAUAUGCAUAAUCUAGGACCAAGUCUUUGGACUUGCUGGGUAGUGAUCCAGACCCCGCUGACCUCCCUGUGUUGUCUCACCUUUAGUGAUCCGAUGCAUGAUACUGUCGCACAAAAACACAUGACUUGUAAUCAAUAUUGGGGGCAUUUAGUAUUUGCACUGUGCAGGAUUCCUCCAAACCUGUGGAUGAAGUAAUGUCAUCGUUUUUAUUUUUUAUUUUUAAUGUUAGCGGAUCAAUCGCAGCAGUGUGCACAUGAUUUUAAAGUUACUAGAAGGAAGCAUUUUUUUUUGUUUUGUUUUGUUUUUCUCAUGUAAAUGGUUAAAAUUGACCGGGCAUCUCAGACUCUGCUGUAUUUUUCUUUUAAUCCUUUGUUCUUAUUCUUUCACACCAAAGAUCAUUUCAUUUUCUCCUCAUUCAUUUCGCUUUUUACUUUUUUGAUGUUUUUUUUUUGUUUGUUUUUUUUAUCGUGCUGCCUUAUUUUCUCAGCCAAUCAGAGCUCAGUUGAUUUUUAAUUAUUCUUAUUUUAUUUUUGUUUCGUUUCAUGCAUUUGAUUGAGCGCAUAUAACUAAUAAAACUCUGGGUCACAAGCUACCAUCCUCCAUCCGAUGAUCUAGCGAGUCCACUAGAAUAAUACAACGGUCGUAUCUGUGUGUUUGACCCACUCCUGCAGCCAGCCAGCAUGUCUCCAUCUCUCUCCCUCUGGAUCGUCUCCAGCUUGUGUGCCAUGCACUCUUGGCCAGUCCGCCACACUCUCCAAAGGAUUCUGUUUACACCGUGUUUUGAAGAGGAGUGGGGGUGGGGGGGCGCGUUUGUACUCUAGAGAGAAGACGACAUCGCUGUGAAGGGAAAUGCUAAUUCUUUGCUCAGCUUCUCAGAGAUUCACUGGCCCCAAAAAGUGUCUGAAAUCCUGUCAUGAAUUUUCAGCGUGGCCCUGAAAAUACUUUUAGUGAAUUUAAAAUGAAAACCCCUUAGUUUUUUUUUUUUUUUUUUUUUUGGAAAUCUACCCUCACAAGUUUUUUGACCCACUUGUGGUAGCUGUUUCUUAAAUUGUGACGCUGAGAUAGAAAAAAAACAAAAUUGAAAAAAAAAAAAAAGCGGUCGUGUUGAAGCAUGAUGACUGUGUAGAAAAUGUUGUGUGUAUGUUGUGUACGCGUGUGUGUUGUACACCUCAGUGGUGUGUUUUAACACACGCCUACCGUUCACAGUAAGAGCUCCCUCCCGGUCCUGCCUGCCUGUCUGUUACCUAAUUGCAGUUACUCAAUCAUCCGACAACCCCCGCCCCCCCACUACCUAGUCCUCCCACAGAUAUACACCCACCAGUGUUUAAAAUGCUAGUUUUAUAUGUCCGCCUAUAUUUUAGGAAAUCUUUGUUGUAGCUUGUUUAAUGGGAUUGUGAAUAUUAUUGACUUGAGUUAACGAUAACUGCUCUUAAAUGGGUUAAAAAACAAAACAAAAAGACAUUCCUUCACUUUGCCCCUCUUCUCCAGAUACAUAUUAUUACAAACAAAUAUGUAAAAAGUAUAUGAAAAUAUAAAUAAAUAUGUAAUAAGAGCAAA
This is a messenger RNA of Mugil cephalus (flathead mullet), 4905 nucleotides long. It is a transcript of the gene fam91a1, whose product is annotated as family with sequence similarity 91 member A1. The transcript is spliced from 24 exons. Gene Ontology annotation, cellular component: cytoplasmic vesicle; trans-Golgi network. The record is from RefSeq and is a predicted model, not a curated record. The coding region runs from base 222 to 2741 and encodes 839 amino acids. Lineage: Eukaryota; Metazoa; Chordata; Actinopteri; Mugiliformes; Mugilidae. Gene Ontology annotation, biological process: intracellular protein transport.